Messenger RNA from Colossoma macropomum (tambaqui), 2870 nucleotides. Its product is annotated as serine/threonine-protein phosphatase 2B catalytic subunit alpha isoform. The record is from RefSeq and is a predicted model, not a curated record. Gene Ontology annotation, molecular function: calmodulin-dependent protein phosphatase activity; calmodulin binding. Gene Ontology annotation, cellular component: cytoplasm; calcineurin complex; cytosol. Bases 223 to 1818 code for a protein of 531 amino acids. NCBI's taxonomy places the organism in Eukaryota, Metazoa, Chordata, Actinopteri, Characiformes, Serrasalmidae. The transcript is spliced from 15 exons. Gene Ontology annotation, biological process: calcineurin-NFAT signaling cascade.
UGAAGGGGGGUGAGAGAUCUGUUACAGUGGGAGCUGUAAAUCAGACAGAGCUACAGUAACGGCGCUCAAAUUCGUUACCCUGUUGCAAAGUAUUUUCGGCGAGCGAUACCGUCUCAGUCUCCCAUUUUGGGGAAGAGUCGAGUCGUUGAGCGAGGACUACACCGGCUCGUUUUCAGGCACAGUUUAAAAAAGAGAGAGAGAAGCCAACACAUUUGACUGGAAAUGUCUGAAAACAAACCGAAUGAUGAGGCGAAGUUAUCUACGACGGAUAGAGUUAUUAAAUCUGUCCCGUUCCCCCCCAGCCACAGGCUGACCGUAAAGGAGGUUUUUGACAGUGAAGGCAAACCCAAAGUAGAUGUCCUCAAGGCCCACCUCACCAAAGAGGGUCGUGUGGAGGAGAGCGUGGCCUUGCGGCUCAUCAGUGAGGGAGCCGCCAUCCUGCGCUCUGAGAAGAACCUGCUAGACAUUGAGGCUCCAGUUACAGUUUGUGGAGACAUCCAUGGGCAAUUCUUUGACUUGAUGAAGCUGUUUGAGGUCGGAGGGUCACCAGCCAGCACACGCUACCUUUUCCUGGGCGAUUAUGUGGACAGAGGAUAUUUCAGUAUUGAAUGUGUGCUGUACUUAUGGGCCUUAAAAAUCCUUUACCCCAAAACACUGUUUUUGCUGCGCGGGAACCACGAAUGUAGACAUUUAACAGAGUAUUUCACCUUUAAACAGGAAUGUAGAAUUAAGUACUCUGAGCGGGUGUAUGAUGCAUGUAUGGACGCCUUUGACUGCCUCCCCCUGGCCGCACUCAUGAACCAGCAGUUUCUAUGCGUUCACGGAGGACUGUCCCCUGAAAUCACAAACCUUGAUGACAUCAGAAAAUUAGACAGAUUCAAGGAGCCUCCUGCGUACGGACCAAUGUGUGACCUCCUGUGGUCAGACCCGCUGGAAGACUUUGGCAACGAGAAGACCCAAGAACACUUCACACACAACACAGUGCGAGGUUGCUCCUACUUCUACAGUUAUCCCGCCGUGUGUGACUUCCUACAACACAAUAACUUAUUAUCCAUCAUCCGGGCCCACGAAGCACAGGACGCUGGGUAUCGCAUGUACAGAAAGAGCCAGACCACAGGCUUCCCCUCUCUCAUCACUAUCUUCUCAGCCCCCAACUACUUAGAUGUCUACAAUAAUAAAGCUGCUGUGCUGAAAUACGAGAAUAACGUCAUGAACAUUCGGCAGUUUAACUGUUCCCCUCAUCCCUACUGGCUUCCCAACUUCAUGGAUGUCUUCACCUGGUCUUUGCCUUUUGUUGGAGAGAAAGUCACUGAGAUGUUGGUAAACGUACUGAGCAUCUGCUCCAAUGAUGAGCUGACCACAGAUGAGGAGAUCGAUGGACAGCUAAUAUAUCCCCCCAAGAAAGGUGCCACAGCCUCUGCACGCAAAGAAGUGAUCCGGAAUAAGAUUCGUGCCAUUGGAAAGAUGGCCAGAGUGUUCUCCGUGCUACGAGAGGAGAGUGAGAGUGUGCUGACACUGAAGGGUCUCACCCCCACUGGCAUGCUUCCCAGCGGUGUUCUCUCAGGAGGCAGAGAGAAACUUCAGAAUGCUACUAUUGAGGCUAUAGAGGCCGAUGAAGCCAUCAAAGGCUUCUCGCCACAGCAUAAGAUCACUAGCUUUGAGGAGGCAAAAGGCCUGGACCGCAUCAACGAGCGCAUGCCGCCGCGACGCGACGCACUGCCCUGCGACGCCAGCCUCAACUCCCUCAACAAGGCCCUGUGCUCCGAGACCAACGGCACCGAGGCCAAGGCCAGCAGCGGCAGCGGCAACAUCCAAUGACGCGCUGGCGCGGCCCCGCCAGUGUCACCGCAGUGAUGAGGCUCCUCCCUCUCUUUCUCCACGCUACAGUCAAACGAAGGAGCACAGGGUUUGGGAAUGGCGAGUCAGAGGGAAGAAGAGGUCAGAGGAAGGAGCGUGAGGAGAGAGGGAGGUGAAGGAGGGAGAAAGAGAGAGAGAGAGAGCAAAGUUUUCAAACGUGAUUCAGAGUGACACUCUCUAGUCUUUGGAUAUGCCUUUAAAAAAAUAUUUUGCUUGUAGAAACCAUGAAAAGUUCUCGUUGGUUCACUCUUUUCUGAAUGAAUAAGUGUGUGUGUGGGUUGGGGGGGUGCUCUUGGUUGUGGAUUGGGAAGCAGCAGCAGGCAAACUGAGAUAUCUUAUGUGAAAAGGCCUUUACUCAUUUACUGGAUAACAGAAUUUUUUUUUUUUUUUUUCUUUUGUGUGUGUAACUUCUUACUAAUUAUUGUACGUUUACAAAAAUACAGCACUAAAAAUGGACAGAACAUAAAAAAAAGUUUUUAACAUAAAAAGGGUGUACAAACUAAAUAAGGACUAUUUAUUGAUACCUUUUUUUGCUACUCUUAUAAACUAGCUCUAAAGUAAAUUAGGCAGUCUUAAAAGAAUGUUGCAACAUUGUUGAAAUGCCAAAAAUGGAACGUUUUAUGGUUUUGUACAGAUUAUGCUUACCUCAGGUUUCUUUGGUGUGUGUGCUUUGAUCCUGUUUUCUGUAUAAUGGCUAAUUAGCUUGAUAGCAAGUACCCAUUUUCUUGGAGUUGAAAACUGGAAUUGACACCUAUCAUUUGCCGAAUAUGUUUUGUUUUAUUCGAGAUGGGGAAUAGAUUUAUUGUGGCUUGCUGGAAUUUCUGUGAGUGUUCGAUUUUCUUUUUAAGUAUUGCGAACAAACAAAUAUAUAUAUAAAGCACCUAUAUUCUGUACAAAAAAAAGACAAAAAACUGAAAGCAUCUGCCUAUGCAUGUUUUAUAAGAUUUAUCAAAGGAAAUAUGAAUGAAUUACCUUGGCUGCCGAGGCCAGUUUUGAUCUGUAGUGUGCUUAGU